GAUGGAGAAUUGCCCACGUGGCCAACCAGGGAUAGCCCCUCCUAUGAUUGGUCAGGAUCCAGAGGCGUGGGGGGUGGAGCCAAAGGGAGGACGAACACUCCUGGGAGGGGUGGCUGCCUCUGUGAGCGCGCUUUAGCUAUCCUGUGACUGUGUCGACGUCUGUCCUGGCAGCAGUUCUCUGGUUCUUUGUGAGAAAGGAAGAUGGAGGUAGAUUUGUCCAGCUUCAAUAUUGACACCCCUCGAUGGGACCAGGGCACCUUCGUGGGUCGACUGAAGCAUUUCUUCAACAUCACGGACCCUCGUACAGCUCUUGUUUCGGAGCAGACACUGGACUGGGCCAAGAUCAUGGUUGAAAGUAGCCGGCAUGGUGCCGUGCCCCCCGGCACCAGCCAGGAGCAGCUGCUGUACGCCAAGAAGCUAUAUGACUCAGCCUUCCACCCAGAUACUGGGGAAAAGAUGAAUGUGAUUGGGCGGAUGUCAUUCCAGGUGCCAGGAGGCAUGGCCAUCACAGGCUGUAUGCUCCAGUUCUACAGAACAAUGCCUGCAGUGGUUUUCUGGCAGUGGGUGAACCAGUCCUUCAAUGCUUUGGUCAACUACACCAACCGGAACGCAGCCAGCCCCGUUUCAGUCAGGCAGAUGGUUGUAUCCUACUUCACAGCGACCACUGCAGCCUUGGCUACUGCCCUGGGACUUAACAUGUACACCAAGAAAGCCCCACCUUUGGUAGCCCGAUGGGUACCCUUUGCUGCCGUUGCUGCUGCUAAUUGUGUGAACAUCCCUAUGAUGAGACAACAGGAGCUCAUCCAUGGCAUCACUGUGACUGACAAGAAUUCUCAAGAGUUGGGUCGAUCACGGAAAGCUGCAGCCAUUGGCAUCUCCCAGGUGGUCAUUUCCCGAAUUACCAUGGCAGCUCCUGGGAUGAUCUUACUCCCAAUUCUUAUGGAAAGGCUGGAGAAGUUGGCUUUCAUGAAGAAAAUUCAGUUCCUGCAUGCCCCAUUGCAGGUGAUGCUGGUAGGAGGCUUCCUCGUCUUCAUGGUACCUGUGGCCUGUGCCAUUUUUCCACAGACAUGUGAGAUGGCAGUCUCACAUCUGGAACCCGAACUCCGAGAUUCCCUCAAAGCUAAGCAUGGAGACCUCAUCUCUUUCGUCUACUUCAACAAAGGACUCUGAAGUUCCAAUUCUUCAUCUCUUGGCUUCCCCAGGCCCUCAGAAUUUCCUUUCUUCCCUCUCACUUCCCAACACAGUAUAAAAGCUAGGCUGAAUUUGGGGGUGAGGGGGGUGGAUUAGAUGCUAUCUAUGCUCAAGCCCUGCUGCUCUUCCCACUGCAGACUGCUGUCAGAGAAAGUGUGUGAUAUAGUGAGAGGACAGAUGCUCAAACUGAGUGACCAACUUUGAGGGCUCUGUUCCUCCAGAUCCCCCCAAAUUUUCAUGCCUGUCACUCAGGCACACCAUCAGCCUUUAUACCCAGGAGCUCUAGUCUCUAGUGGAGAAAAAAUCUUCUGAGAUCUGGGUAAAGGAGAUUAAGGAAAAUACCCUGAGGGUAUUUUCAAGGUAAUGGGGGCUGGUACUUUAGAAUUCCUGAUUGCAGUCUGAUCAAAGACAUUUACUUGACUAAGAUGGGCAGUGAAGAAAUUUCCAGACUAACCCUUUCUAGUUCUAACCUCAGAUGUGCUGAAAAACUUGGGACCUUUUCCCCAUCUCUGACCCUUAAUAGCUGGAUGACCCUAAAAGAGUCAUUUAACUUCUGGUGUCAGUUUAAUGAAGUUAAUAAUAAUCAAAGUAUCUACCUCACAGGAUUGUGAGGAUCAAAUGAGAGAAAGUUUAUCAAAGUGCUUAGCAAGUCUUAAAGUAUUCUAUAAAUGUCAGAUUAGUAUUACUCUUUGUAUUCCUAUUAUGGUGGCCACUUUGUCUUAAAUCUGUAGGAAUUGGUCUGAUAAAAUCUCUUGCAGAUCUCUGAUUGCCAAAUCCUUGCUUGCUGAAAUCCCCCAGGGAUGCAGGUGUUGAGGCUAGAUUUUCCAUGUCCGGGAGUGCCUGAGGCCAGUGGUCAAUAGGCUGAUUGUCCAGGGGUCCUCAAACUUUUUAAAUAGGGGGCCAGUUCACUGUCCCGCAGACUGUUGGAGGGCCGGACUAUAGUAAAAACAAAAACUUUGUUUUGCGGGCCUUUAAAUAAAGAAACUUCAUAGCCCUGGGUGAGGGGGAUAAACGUCCUCAGCUGCCGCAUCUGGCCCACAGGCCGUAGUUUGAGGACCCUAUGAACAAUCUCUUGGGCAUUUUUAUUGCUAUUUGAGGUGGAAAUUCACCUGAUUAUUAAUUUUUUUUAGAUAAAAUUUAUUGGCUAUGAAUGAAAGUUCUUCCCAAGAACCAGUCUAUUUGGGUAGGUCUCAACUGAAACUUCUGGGCAGAAAUGCAUUGAUAUGGCAUUUCUAAGUCCUGUCCCUCCCUGGCUUCUGCUAAGAAAAUGGUGCUGAGUAGGAAAUGGAAGAAUGAUUUUGAUACAAACAACAACAAAAACCCUUCACUGAAGUGCUAACCCUCAUUCAGCCUCUACUAUCCUAAAGUCCCCACAAAGACCCAGCUGCCUUGUGUGGUUGGGGGGGGGGGGUCAUUUCUUAGUCCUGGGGCUGAUACAGACAAGAAUUUUUUCAAAGUUUCUGCCUCUUGAGAAGAUCUUACUGUGAACUGAAUAAAUCUUUUAAAAAGUUAAUUUAAAAAUUCUUGAAUUAAAGGUUUAAACAUUUCUUUUAAAAGGCGAUCCAGUUAUAUCUUUUCUUAGCAUAUUUUGAUUCUUUCAGGGUGGUGUGGAAAUAUGCCUAAAACCCAGAGCCUUGGCAUCUGGCAUCAUUAAAAAGAGGAAAGAGAAAAACCUU
This is a messenger RNA of Antechinus flavipes (yellow-footed antechinus), 2867 nucleotides long. It is a transcript of the gene SFXN2, whose product is annotated as sideroflexin 2. Lineage: Eukaryota; Metazoa; Chordata; Mammalia; Dasyuromorphia; Dasyuridae. Gene Ontology annotation, cellular component: mitochondrial inner membrane. Gene Ontology annotation, molecular function: monoatomic ion transmembrane transporter activity. Bases 202 to 1170 code for a protein of 322 amino acids. The record is from RefSeq and is a predicted model, not a curated record. The transcript is spliced from 12 exons. Gene Ontology annotation, biological process: monoatomic ion transport; serine import into mitochondrion.